AUGGCGGCAGUGACCCCUUCUAGAUCGGGGGUGUCUCCUUCAAGCUCACCACGUUUACCUUCCCCUCCCCCCAUUCCCGAAGUCCAAUUUGGGCCCAAAAGCCCUGGAAUUGGCGACAUAUCCAAAGAAUUAUCACUUGACGCUACCUGUAAACCAGAUGAAGGAGCUGCAAGGAGGAUAAGACCAGGCACAAAAGCGGCGGAUAUGGCUAUGGGUCCUCCUCUGGUCCCAUUGAGUCAGCUCGACUCGCCUUUCCAACUCCAAGAACACCUCAAGUCCCUUUACUCCCAUCUUACACAUACCUCGGGAUCCACACAUACGGUUCCAAUCUCAAAAGAGUCGGCGUUACAGCUGGCCACACCACCACAAAUCAACGAGAACGAAUCAGUGGACAGGAAUCUCUGGCUCUACGAGCUCUGUCGAUUUCUCACCCAAAAGGCGAACGUUGUCUCAAUAUUCCUGAUGAACGACUCCCCGCCUUGUUCAAGCCAGACAUGUCCCGAAAUGCGUGCGAGCGAAUGGCAAUAUCUGUGUGCCGUCCAUGAACCUCCAAAGUCGUGCUGCGCAAUUGAUUAUUGCAAUCACACUCUUGACUGGGCGGCAAAUGUACUGACAAGUCCGAAACAUUUCCCCUCGAGACUGGCAUUAGGCGGUGAGGCAGGGAACGUCAUCCAAAGUAUGCGUCAGCUCACAAAUAUCUUCCGACGAGUAUAUCGCAUUUUCGCACACGCGUGGUUUCAGCAUCGAGAUGUUUUCUGGUCCGUCGAAGCCACUUAUGGUCUCUACAUUCUCUUCAAGGUUGUCUGCGAUGAGUACCAUCUUAUUCCCCAAGACAGCUAUACAAUUCCCCCAGAAGCCGAAGGAUCUCGUGAAGAGGCCGAUGAUCGAAGCAGUAAUUCUGCGCAGGACAAUGGCUCGUGGAUGCAAAUAUUACGCAAAGACACUCCUUCGACUUCAUCUUCGGACGAAUCAUCAGCACCUUCUGCAACAACGGCAGGAACUACGCAUACGACUGGGGCAACAACCCGGAGACACAAACAUACUCCUAGCACAGGAAGCCAUGUUGCAACCAUAGCCGAAGGUCAGGAGGAAGAAGAUGAAGAACCAACAAGCACAAUUGCCGCACCAAAGAAUCUUCCCACCCUCGAGCCGACAACCACAACAGUGGAAAUACCAGAUUCGCCACCGAAAUCCAAAGACGCCUCACCAGACCAUCUUCCAAAGCUAGAUAUCCAUGCCACUGUGCCAAAGUACGAGCCUCGUGCCCCAGAAGAUCCAACACCAACGGGCAACGUGGAAGACAUUGACCCACUCUCCAUCAACACACAAGCCGCUGUAGAAAGCAGCAGUGCUACAACCGCAAAUGAGGCAACGAAACCAGAGACACCCAUCAAUCAAAAAAUGGAAGAUGACGAGGGAAAAAAAUUUACGUCUCCGUCAGGCGGAAGCAUUCGUACCGGCGGUCCAGAUGUUCUGAAUGCUAUCCUAGAGCAUAUCCAUGACACGAACGAUGGACAUGGGCAGGGGCACGCUAACGCUGGUAACAAAGUUUUGACAGAUAGUCCCAAGAAGACUGAGGACACUGGAGAUGAGGAGGUGACGAUCAAUGCAGAGGAGACAGCGGCUGAGGAUGGGGAGGGUGAAAAUGGCGAAAAGGAAGAUAAAUCUGAAGAAUCGAAAGUUGAAAAGCAGGACACUUAG
Rhinocladiella mackenziei CBS 650.93 is the source of this 1701-nucleotide messenger RNA. RefSeq lists its product as uncharacterized. Gene Ontology annotation, cellular component: cytoplasm. NCBI's taxonomy places the organism in Eukaryota, Fungi, Ascomycota, Eurotiomycetes, Chaetothyriales, Herpotrichiellaceae. The transcript has 2 exons. The coding region runs from base 1 to 1701 and encodes 566 amino acids. The record is from RefSeq and is a predicted model, not a curated record.